GUACAUUCUGCUGCUUUUUUGACCACUUUCUGGUCAAUUUGUCCUUUUCGGAGGAACAUUGACAUCAAAAUUCGAGUACAGAGUAAGGAAAUUGGUUAAUUAACACAAUUUAAGUCAUUAAACUUGCUGCCUUUUGAACCGAAGAGAGGAGUUAAGAACCAGUGAAACCAGGUGCCUUCUAGAGCAGAAAAAUGAGUCAAUCUCUGGGAAGAAAGCAGAAGUCCAAUUUGGAUAAGGCGAUUGACAAAAUAUUUUUUGAAAAGCAAGAAGGCCGUCUGUGCGGACAACAUUGUCUCAAUAAUGCAUUGCAAUCUCAAAUGUUUGACGCCGUCGAUUUGUCCACUAUUGCUCAAACGUUGGAUGAAGAAGAGCGGAAACGAAUGGCAGAAUUUGGAACAAAAACCAAGGAAUACCAGGAAUUUAUGCGUAAACCGUCCUCAAACUAUGAUGACUCUGGUUAUUUCAGCAUUCAAGUUUUGACACAAGCCUUGAAGAAUGUUAACUUGGACAUGAUCAACUGGAAAUCUGAUGAUGUGCGUGCAGUUUGUGCGAGAAAAGAUCCGACGCAGGAACGGCUCUUUAUUUGUCACAUGGAUGAUCAUUGGCUGGCCAUUCGACGCCUUGGUCCGCAAUGGGUCAAUGUUAACUCCAUGCUAAAACGACCUGAAUUAUUGACUGACACUUAUCUCGCCAUUUAUCUUCAAACUAUGCAAGCAGAAGGCUACAUAAUUUUCACGGUGUUUGGUGAAUUACCAGAAUGUGACGCUGAGAGUGCAUUCAAGUCCUUACGCCGAGACCAAGAUGGGAAGUAUAUUGAUGAAUUGAUGGAAACUCCUGGACAUCGACUUGGCUCUACACGCUCUGAGGUGCUCGAACUUCCGGGAGGUGGGCCAGCAGAACCAAAAAAUUCUACAGAAGACAUUCGCAAACAGAGGGAACAAUUUCUUCAACGCUUCAAUAAAUCUUCUGCAGCUGCAUCAUCCGGUGAUUCUCCUAAUUCUUCUAUCAAAUAAAAACUACUCGAGUCACAAACUAAACCAUCCAAUGCCUUAUAAAAGGUUUAUGUCUAUAUAGCAAGACUAUUUCCGUAAAGACUAUUUUGUUUACCGUUUUUGUAUACAAACUUUCAGUAUAUUCCGUAAUAUGAAGGGUAAUGUAAAAUCUUUAUUCGGACAAUAAAAAUAACAGGAGCUCAAUCCAUUAA
Molecule: messenger RNA, 1204 nt
Organism: Folsomia candida
Lineage: Eukaryota; Metazoa; Arthropoda; Collembola; Entomobryomorpha; Isotomidae
Product: ataxin-3
Exons: 6
Coding region: 192-1013 (273 amino acids)
Biological process (GO): protein deubiquitination
Cellular component (GO): nucleus
Molecular function (GO): cysteine-type deubiquitinase activity
Source: RefSeq, a predicted model, not a curated record